AUGGACUCUCCAACUAAGCACUAUGCCGACCUCAAACCUUUCUCGGCACAUACUUCCUUGCCCACGCACAUCACUACGCCUGCACAACAGACUACCAGGGCUGAAGAAGCCCAACCCGCCAAGACUGCGAGGCGCUCCCGGAUGUCGGCGAAUCGGGGUAUCACCGUCCACAAGCUUGCGCUGGAGCUCCCACAGGCUUGCUCUCCCAGCAACUCUCUUUCGACCUUCAUCAAUGCUCUGGAGGACGCGUCUCCCGGCUGGUAUCAGUCGCUUAUGGACAGUGCUCUGCCUCAUUCUGGGUCUUAUUCUCCCUUGGCGUCUCCUCAGAGCUCUUCUAGUUUCUCGAAGUCUCUAACUGAGUCCGUCGGCUCUGGCACUUCGCUACCGAAGGAUGGACUUCCUUGUGACAUGCUGGGAGCUAUGCGAGAACUGGAAGAACUAGCAACUGCGGUGCGGCACCUACCUAUUCCGACGCUGCGGACGGUGGUGGUCGACUGGGUCGUGAGUCCACUCACGCCGGAUGUAUCAACUACGCCGGCCUCCGAGCGUAAGCACCUCACCUUGCCGCCUGUCACUUCAACAUCGAGUACUCUGAUCAGGCCCGGCGAGCGCAAAUCGGCUCCUGCCGUUCGGUCCAAGGAAGUUCUGAGAGAGACCCUUCCAUCUGACUACAGGGCCCCAUCCGCGUACGCACCCAGUCCCAACCAGCCGGCUAUAGACAACCUUGUCUAUCACCCCAAGCUGUCGAAGACGCUUGGAUUACGGUCACUCCCGUCUUGGGGCGCAUCGGGCACUGCGGCCCCGCAGACACCUACGCCACAAGGCGGUUUCGACGGCGGUUUGCACUCGCCACAAAGCUACUGGGAAGACUAUAGGUCUCCCUCCGGGAAAGACUUGCCGACCUCCGUGGAAAGACUGCCGGAAAACCACCUUCCAUCCAAGACUCCCAAGUCAUACAAGAUCGCAUCGUUCUUCCGUCGGCGCCCGACCGCUGCGGCCGUAGUCGAAGACUGGCCAGAGUACCGGCGAGAUCCUGCUCUACGGGCGACCCAUGUUCCAGAAUCAGUCCCGCGGGUUCUGCGGUCAGCUCCCGAUGGCCCGGCGAAUAAGGGUAGCAGCCGUUCCAGCCCCAUCCUGGAGCCUCCACCAUCUCUCGGACACCGCCAACUGGACUCGUUCUUGCAGAUGUGA
This is a messenger RNA of Dichomitus squalens LYAD-421 SS1, 1191 nucleotides long. RefSeq lists its product as uncharacterized. The record is from RefSeq and is a predicted model, not a curated record. The coding region runs from base 1 to 1191 and encodes 396 amino acids. The transcript has a single exon. Lineage: Eukaryota; Fungi; Basidiomycota; Agaricomycetes; Polyporales; Polyporaceae.